AUGGUCAAGGCCGCCGCCGCCGCGGGCCCUCCGCCGACGGGCCCCGGCAUCUACAGUGCCACGUACAGCGGGAUACCGGUGUACGAGUUUCAGUUCGGAGCCGACCUCAAGGAGCACGUGAUGCGGAGGAGGCACGACGACUGGAUCAAUGCGACGCACAUCCUCAAGGCCGCCGGCUUCGACAAGCCGGCGCGGACGCGAAUCCUCGAGCGAGACGUGCAAAAGGACGUGCACGAGAAGAUCCAGGGCGGCUACGGCAAAUACCAAGGCACCUGGAUUCCCCUGGACACGGGCGAGUCGCUCGCGCAGAGACACAGCAUCUACGAACGGUUACGACCCAUAUUCGAGUUCGUGCCGGGCAACGAGAGCCCGCCGCCGGCGCCGCGGCACGCGACCAAGCCCAAGGCCUUCAAGGCUCGAGCGGCACCAGCCGCUCCCAAGUGGGCAGCCAACAAGGCGAAGCCGCCGCCGGCGGCGGCGCUGAUGCACAGCGCCUCGAUGGCGUCGUCGGGCAUGAUGAUGGCGGAGGAGUACGAGCACGCCGACGCCACCAUGGGCGGCGACGAGGACACGCCCGACAACCUCACGGUCGGCUCGGCGUCGUACAUGGCCGACGAGGACCACUUUGACAUGUCGCACAUGUCGACGGGCCACCGGAAGCGCAAGCGGGAGGAGCAGAUGCAGGACCUGUCGGAGCAGCAGCACGGCGUCUACGGCGACGAGCUCCUCGACUACUUCCUCCUCUCCCGAAACGAGCAGCCGGCGGUCAAGCCGGACCCGCCGGCCAACUUCCAGCCCAACUGGCUCAUCGACGCCGAGAACCACACGGCACUGCACUGGGCGUCGGCCAUGGGCGACAUCGACGUGGUGCGGCAGCUCAAGCGCUUCAACGCCUGCGUCAGCGUGCGGAACAUGCGGGGCGAGACGCCCUUUAUGCGGUCCGUCAACUUCACCAACUGCUACGAGAAGCAGUCGUUUGCGGCCGUCAUGAAGGAGCUGUUCGAGACGGUCGACGUGCGGGACAACGCCGGCUGCACCGUCAUCCACCACGCGGCGGUGAUGAAGAACGGGCGCGUCUUCAGCCCGUCGUGCUCGCGCUACUACCUCGACCACAUCCUCAACAUGGUGCAGGAGACGAUGGACCCGGCGGCCUUUCAGCAGCUGCUAGACGUGCAAGACAACGAGGGCAACACGGCGCUGCACCUGGCGGCGAGCCGGAACGCGCGCAAGUGCAUCCGCUCGCUGCUCGGGCGCAACGCGUCGACGGACAUUGCCAACAACGAGGGCGUGCGGGCCGAGGACCUCAUCAUGGAGCUCAACGCGAGCAAGAAGGAGCGCGGGCCGCAGCGGUCGUCGUCGCCGUUUGCGCCCGAGUCGCAGCGGCACGCCUCCUUCCGGGACGCCUUUGGCGCGUCCAAGGCGUCGUCGACGUCGAGGAGGCCGGCGCCGUCGUUUUCGUCGGCGGCGGCGACGACGGUGCAGUCGCGGAUAUCGCCGCUGAUGAUGGAGAAGUUCCAGGACCUCGCCAAGAGCUACGACGAGGAGUGGCAGGAGAAGGACGUGGCCGAGGGCGAGGCGCGGCGCAUCCUCGGCCACACGCAGGCGGAGCUCAACGUGGCGCGGCAGCAGAUUGCCGAGCUCGAGGCACAGCUCGAGGCCGACGACAGCGCGGCCAACAUGUCGAACGAGGCGAACCUCGCCAAGCACCAGGUGCUGUCGAUCAUAACGCACCAGAACAGGCUGCACGUGCACCGGGCCGUCGACGGCGACCUCGGCCGGCUCAACGGCGAGGCGCAGCAGCAGCAGCAUGACGAGCAGCAGCAGGGGCAGUCGCAGGAGCAGCGGCUGUCGCUCGCGCGCCAGCUCGGCCAGAUGCUCGCCGACCAGCGACUGGCCGAGGCCGAGUACGUCGACGCGCUCAGCAUGGUCGGCGUCGGGGACAAGAUUGAAAAGUACCGCAAGCUGCUCAAGCGAUGCCUCGACCCCAAGGACGGCGAGACGCUCGACACGAACCUCGACAGCCUCAUCGACAUGAUGGAGGAGGAGAGGGACGUGCACGAGAUGCACGAGCCUCGGCCUCCUCCUCCUCCGGCGGCGGCGGCGGCGGCCAACGCGGAGCCGAUGGACCUGACUCUCGGACCGUAG
Drechmeria coniospora is the source of this 2145-nucleotide messenger RNA. RefSeq names its product ANK-repeat protein MBP1. The record is from RefSeq and is a predicted model, not a curated record. The transcript has 3 exons. Gene Ontology annotation, cellular component: SBF transcription complex; MBF transcription complex. The coding region runs from base 1 to 2145 and encodes 714 amino acids. Gene Ontology annotation, molecular function: DNA binding; protein binding; transcription regulator activity. Lineage: Eukaryota; Fungi; Ascomycota; Sordariomycetes; Hypocreales; Ophiocordycipitaceae.